Molecule: messenger RNA, 7137 nt
Organism: Synchiropus splendidus (mandarinfish)
Lineage: Eukaryota; Metazoa; Chordata; Actinopteri; Syngnathiformes; Callionymidae
Gene: celf5a
Product: cugbp, Elav-like family member 5a
Exons: 12
Coding region: 52-1662 (536 amino acids)
Biological process (GO): mRNA splice site recognition; regulation of alternative mRNA splicing, via spliceosome
Cellular component (GO): ribonucleoprotein complex; cytoplasm; nucleus
Molecular function (GO): mRNA binding
Source: RefSeq, a predicted model, not a curated record
CAGUGUGUGUGUGUGUGUGUGUUGUCAUUAUUCUCCACUCUGCAGCUCAGAAUGGCCAGAUUCACUCAGACUGAAACAAGAAGGCAGCAGCAGCAGCAGCAGCAGCAGCAUCCUCAGCACAUCCAGCCCGAACUCUCCAGCCUGGUUUUCACCGGACCGGGGGUACCGACGACCCAACAGCCACUACUACUUCUCCCACAUCAGCACCAGUACCCGCAGAUCACAUUCCCCAAACCCAUGAACGGGUCAGAACCCAUUUCCAUCCUUCCGGAGAGCGGCAACAUGAAAGACCAAGAUGCCAUUAAGCUGUUUAUCGGUCAGAUACCGAGGAACUUGGAGGAGAAGGACCUGAAGCCGCUGUUUGAGCAGUUUGGGAAAAUCCACGAGCUGACAGUUCUCAAGGACCGAUACACUGGCAUGCACAAAGGUUGUGCAUUUCUAACCUACUGCGCCCGGGAGUCAGCCAUUAAAGCCCAGAACGCCCUCCACGAACAGAAGACACUGCCAGGGAUGACUCGGCCCAUCCAGGUGAAACCGGCUGACAGCGAGAGUCGUGGAGAAGACAGGAAGUUGUUUGUGGGGAUGCUGAACAAACAACAGACCGAGGAAGAUGUUUACCGCCUUUUUGAACCCUACGGAGUGAUCGAGGAGUGCACAGUCCUAAGAGGUCCUGACGGCAACAGCAAAGGUUGCGCUUUCGUCAAGUUCUCCACACAUUCUGAGGCUCAGUCCGCCAUCAGUGCCCUCCAUGGCAGCCAGACCAUGCCUGGUGCCUCCUCCAGCUUGGUGGUGAAGUUCGCCGACACAGACAAGGAACGCACCAUCAGACGUAUGCAGCAGAUGGUUGGCCAGUUUGGCAUUUUCAACCCCGCCAUCGCCCUUCCCUUCAGCACCUACAGCUCUUACGCACAUGCGCUCAUGCAGCAGCAGGCAGCCAUAAUGGCGGCAAGCCACGGAGGUUACCUUACGCCCAGUGUGGCUUUCCCUGCCACACAGAUCCACCAGAUGGGUGCACUCAACAUUAACAGCCUCCCACCCACCCCCAUGACCCCGGUGUCGGGUGAGUUUCAUCAAACCUUGGCAGGCCUCAGUUCUCCACCAGCCAACAUCACCACCUCUGCUGUACCCAGCAUAGUCACGCCGAUCGUCAACGGAUUCACAGGCAUCCCUCACCAGCCCAACGGACACCCCGCCGUGGAAACCGUUUACACAAAUGGACUCCCGCCCUACUCGACCCAAAGCCCCACUGCGGCUGACACCCUACAGCAAGCCUUCACAGGGGUACAACAAUACACAGCUAUCUAUCCAGCCACCACGCUGACUCCCAUUGGUCAGACACUGCCCCAACCACCGCAGGUCAUCCAGCAGCAACAGCAGCGAGAAGGUGAGGGACCGGAAGGCUGCAACCUCUUCAUCUACCAUCUGCCUCAGGAGUUUGGCGACAAUGAACUCAUGCAGAUGUUUCUACCAUUCGGCAGCGUCAUCUCCUCCAAAGUGUUCAUGGACCGAGCAACCAACCAGAGCAAAUGUUUCGGGUUUGUGAGUUUCGACAACCCAGCCAGUGCACAGGCAGCUAUUCAAGCCAUGAACGGCUUCCAGAUCGGGAUGAAGAGGUUGAAAGUCCAGCUAAAGAGACCGAAGGAUGCCAGCCGCCCUUACUGACACAGCCUCCCUUUAAUAUUCAUCGCAGCAGCAGCACAGGUUUUAGGGGACACACGAGGAUAUCUUGGAAAACUUUCCCCCCCUUUGAAAGUGAAACAUGUUUUAGAAAACCAACACUAAGGAAUUGUUUAAAGACAUAUCAGCAUUUACUUGUGAAGAUAAAGGCAAAAAAAAGAAAACACUGAACGAGGAGGCGCUUCGUCGGGGGACUUAACGGCAACAGAUGGCGCGGUGGAAGCAAGGCAAGAAGAAAAACUGAGAGAAAAAAAAGACUGAACAACAAAACUUUUCUUGUUGAGACUUGAAUUGUUAAUUAAGCAACAAACUAACAAACGAGAAAAAGAAGCAGCAACAAAUAGAUUUCUAUAUACAUAUUAUAUACACACACACAUAUAUAUAUAUAUAUAUAUAAAAUGAAAGAGGCGCUUGUGGCUUACUGGACAAAUGAGGGUUAAAACUUGAAGAUCAAGAUGAACAGUGGGAAAAAAGAAGCUCUUCUCCACACCCACUGACAGACUUUUGCUCUCUUUCCCUCUUUCUCUUAUUGUCUCACCGUCUCUCUCUGCCAGCGCAGAGAUCUUGGAGGUCACUGAGGUUUCCAUUAGCAACAGUAGAACUGCAAUCUUUCAUCCCUGAGGGACCAAAGGACCAAACGUUUUUAUUGUUCUGAGCAGUAACAUAUAGUAUUAAUGAUACUAAUACUACGAACUACUACUAAUAAUAUUAAAAAGACAUAUGUGCUUCAGGUUGGAAAAGAAACGAUGGGCUUUCUUUUACAUUUACAGCUGCCGGGUUUGAGACUAUGAAGAAAAAAGGAGAAAAAAAAAAAUGAAAGCUAUACAUUUUAGUGCUGUAGAAUAUGUGGGUUGGGUAUUGUUGCGGGCAUCUUUUCACACUUCAUCUUCAUCACCACGUUUCAUCUCUGAGCACUUGUAAUGAUGCCAAACAUGAACAUCCCAACGCAGUCCAAUUGGCCAUGACGGCACAUUGCAAAUGCAUAAUUGAUAGUCGGUGCACUCAUCACGAGCGGGAGCCGAUCCGUGCUGUAAUUACAACCCAAAUAUCAGCAAUAAUCUGACCAUAAAGAACCGAGCCAAACCUGCCAGUCAGACACCGAGCAGUAAAACAUCACAGCGUCUAUAACGGCUUAAUAAAAUACACUCAUGAGCCAAGCAGAGGUAGUAAAAAUGUCCACGAGAGUUGCCGAAGAAGCCGACUCCCUCUGCCAAGUGGCUUCUCGGCAGGACAAGACAGACUUCAUCCUCCUCCUCUUUCUCACCUCCAACUGCCAACAUCUCUCUUUCUUAAUAAGGUCAGUUGUGAGCGUUGAAAGCACAUUAUAAUUAGGAUAAUCAUACAGUAAUAUGGAUUGGAUGGGGAGCCUAACUGUAGGGCAAAAGAUCUGCACUCAGUUACACUUGAGUUUUGUGUCUGUGGUUGCAAGCACCUGAGUCAGCUCAGGGCCACCGUCUUCCUCCUCAUGCCAGUGCAGAUGGAAGAGUCCUCUUGGUUCUGGUUGUCUGAAAUGACUCCAAAAACGCAGUCUUUUAAAGUUUUUCUUUGCUUGCCUCUGUCAGUAGUAGGACAAAUCGUGCUUAAGCCUUCUUUUGCUAAGAAUCUGAGUUAUAAGUUGGUGCACUGAAUUCCAAAUUGAGCUUAUGAGGCAAUGCCUUCCAUUUUUACAUGAGUUUAAGGACGAACUUAGCUUAAACAACAAGUUCGCCUGAUGUGCUAACAAUAUCUGGCGGAAGUAUUUCGCAAAAGCACAAAACUCACACCAUCUUGGCUAAUGCUGUGCUAAUGACAAUAACUAAAAUAGUAGGCGAAAAUGUAACUUCGCUUGAGUGUUUGUGUAAAUAAAGGUAAGCUAACUAAGGCACACACAUAGAGGCAAGAUUGCUAACCAUGAUUAGCUUAACUGAAGCUUGCCAUGGUGUUUAUUUGCUUAAAUGUGAGCCAAAAGUGUCUGGGUGGACAGAGAUGCUACCUGAGCUAAUGAGUUAACUGACGUCCUUACUCACCAUUCAUUUAUUUAUUUAUUUAUUUAUGUUCCUCUUUUAAGCUCAAGCACAAUCUUAUAUAAUGAUAUAUAUAAUGCGACAGGGUGGACUGUUGCAUUAUAUCCGAAGUGGCCACAUUCCUUUCUGGGACUAGCAUGAGCGACUGUCAAGCCAAAAGACAGAAGGACAGAAAAAUCUUCAGUGAAACUUUUUUUUGUGUGACUAAAAUAUUGCAAAAUAGCGAUGACCCUUUUUGCUUAUAACAUGUUAUUUUGCUUGUAUAUUGUUUCAUUUUAUUUAAAGAUUCUCUAAAUAAAUCAUAAAUAAUGGAUGACAACAGAACUCUGGGUUAAGCAUGUCAAAAUCUAUUUUGACCAACAAUGAAAAUGAAAAUAAAAUAAAAAUAUAAUUGUACCGGUACUUUUGCUCUGACCUUGUGAGGGCAGCAUGAGUACAGGCGAAUACAUUUAGUCCAUCUCUGCUAAAGAACUUGGUCUGAACACUGACUAAAAAACAGAGAAGAUAAUAGUGGCCAUAAUCUCCGGAUGAAGGCUUCCUUAUUGAGCACAUGGUCAGGACUUGAAUGUGAAACAUCUGCACAUAUGGUUGAAAAUAUAUAAUGACAAACACCGUCAUCUGCGUGGCAAUAUUUCAUAUUCCAACAUUUAGUGUGGUUACUACAUACUGACCAGAGACAGUCGCAGUACAUGCGUGUAAUGUUAUACGCCUGGUAGACGGUGAGCAGCAGCCUGGCAUCACCAGACUUAAGAGGUCAAAUUGAGAGCAAAAGGAUCCAUCAGUUAGACAGCAGCAGGCAUGUAAGUGGAGCUGCGGCAGCUGCUGGGACUUGGACAGAACGGCAUCUCACUGUUGGCCACCUCACAUGUGGCUCCUGCACGGUGUAGUCACCACAUAUUCCUACAUUCACAUGUGGUUGCUCGAGGUGCGUCAUGUUUGCAGGCAUUCUUACAGAUGCACUUUGACAUAGAGAGAUGAAACGUGGUUCUUUUUCUUACUCAGACUCCAGUUUUCAGUCUCUUAUGCCAUUGCUCAUCUUUAAAGCCCAAUCCGCUCUGAAGAGCACUUGUGACUCUAACAACACCAGCCAUCAGCUUGCUGUCUUCAACAACUCAUCUCCUCUCUCGACCUGAAAUCGCACAUGUCGUUUCUUAUCCCCCUUUUCCACGUUUGCUCCCUUUUAAAUUGUUGAACAGGUCAGAGAAUGCCUUUUCUUGCCAUGAAUUGCCAAUUUUUUCACGCAUAUCAGCUUCAGGUGCCAGGUAACUUGUAUAAUAUUUCCUUGAGACAAUGCUCAAGGAGGCGCAAUAUAUGCAUCAUGUAGAAGCCGGUCUGCUGCAGAGGGUUGGCCUGGUUCGUGAGCAGAAAGAUGUUUAUCAUGAAAAUACAAUCAAAUAAUAGGUCGGAAUGGAUGGUUUGGUUGGCGUGAAAUUUAUAAAAUAAUCCAUAGAAAUGGAUUGAAUAGCCAGUAGUCAACAUUCAUUAACACGCUGAGGGGAGCACAAUGCUAACACGUCAAUCCGAACAUCGUGUUCUUAAGAACUAGGUCACUUCUGUGCCGUCAAUGUAAACACCAUUCAUGGAACUUUGGGCCUGGCUGUCAGAGCACAUCUGCUUUUAAAGACUGCGGUAUACACUUUCCUUCCCCAAGGCCACACGGGUUUCAUAAACCCUCUCGCAAAUCUUUUCAUAUGGGAUUCCUCCUGGAGAAGUUUUCUGAAUUAUUAAAAUCAAAUUAAAUUCAGGCGCUCACGACGGCGCGGGUCAGGCGAAUGAAAGAUGCCUGCUGUUGCUGGAGAUUUAACAAGCGCCAAAACAUCUUCAUUCAUUUCUCCACAAAAGAAAAGAGAAGGCAAACGUUAAAAUUGUUGCGAGGUUUGUUUGUGGCACGCGGCCGGGCCUAACACGUAUCAAGGAGGAGGAGGAGGAUUGAGACGGAAGACACCCGCUGAGUUGUUUUUGCAGCCAGCGUGUUUGAUAAGAACAGACAGAACAUCCACUUUUGAAGACCGCAGAUUGAUUUUCAGUCUAAUGAAGCUGCGUGUGGCCAAGCUAGAGUCGAUUUCCGUUGCAUUAUUUUCAUCCUUUGUGUCCAUUUACAUCACUCUUUCGGUAUAAUUUAUCAUCCUACCAUUGUGCCCUUUCGAUAUCAGCGCAUGCUCAGUGGGAGGUCUGGGGGAUGGUUAAGGAUUAUGGUACUACUUGUAUGAACAGUAUGAUUCUUUAACUAUUGUUUGAAUGCUAAGGAUAGUAGCUUAUUAUAAAUAUGAAAUCUGUAUAUUAUGGAAAUCAGCACAGGACCUUUGUUUGGGUGCGUAUGGGUUUGUACUAAUGUGGGGGAGGGGAGGGAUCACUUGGAAAAAGAUGAACUUUCUGGUUUCUCAGCACAAUGCUAACAGAUCCAACGACAUCAGGAAGUCUCGACUUCACGGCAAACAGAAGAGGAAUCUCAGUUAUUUUGACCUAGAAGAGGGAAAUGCUGUUUACAGGUUGUAAUGUUUCUUUCUUUUACAAGAACAGCGCCACCUGUUUUAGUGGCCGCGUCAGUACAGCAUGGAUUAACUGACAGGGAAAGCUUUUUUUUAUACACAUAUACCUACUGAAAAUGCAGGAAAAAAAAACAAUGUGUUCUGUAUUAGCCUGAGAAACCAAACAUUUGUUUCCCCCCCGUUUGACAUUUUCUCUUAAUACUUGCUGCUUAGAAUUAUGAAUAUUAACAAGUGAUGGUUUCAUAAUUUUCUAAUUAAUUAUCAGGUAUGUCACUUGAUUAUUUAAUUUAUUUAUUAUUUAUUUAUUUCUUGUUUCAUUUGUGGGUAUGAUAAGAUAAAGAUAUGUAUCUAAAAGGAAAUGCUUAUAGGGGCUUUUCUCUCUUUCUCUCCUUUUUUUCCAAUUUUACAAUAAAAGGAUGAAAUGGCGUAUAUAUCUUCCCACUUCGCUGUUCUGGUUCUGGGAGCUGUGUGUUUCGUUUAAUGAAUCUCUCUUUUCUACUUUCUUUGCUUUUGCACUCAAAAACACUGGAAACACCUAUGGCAUUUCUCUGCACCCCUUCAGUGUACUGUACGUCAAUGUUGUGAGCCAAUGUUAACUCGGAACAAUUGAAAUCUAAACUCAGGUAGAGCUUGUUCAUGCUCACAUGGAACUAGGAAAACUACGGUCUUCUGUUCUCAUUCAAGGAGGCUACAUUUUACCCUGGGAUGCCAACAUUAUGGUCGCACCCAUCACUCUGUGAACAAGAUUGUGUUCCUCUUAUAAUACCUUGAUAAUAUUGAUUCAUUUGAAAAGUUAUUUUAAGUGCAGUUUAACUUGCUUUCUCAUGAGAUCAAAACCUUGAAGUUUGUGCUAAGAGUUGUAGAGUAAGAGUUUGAGUCUGAUUGAUCGCAGAUAAACCGAUCACUCACACACUUUCUUUCACAAAAAAACAGUUUUCAGCGCAUCGUAACGUGAUGUCAAAACCAAA